AUGGCAUCAAGAGGAUCACACUCCAUCAACUCCAUCUUCUUCAAGCCGAUGGUAAGAAAAUCGUACCACCGGAAAAGCUCAAAUUCCAGGGGAGAUGCAGCGCGGGAGGCCGGGAAACCAGAAGCAGAGGAAACCAAAAGGAACUGCGGCGGCGGCGAGAGCAGCAGCUGGGUUCCUCAUCCUCGAACGGGAAUUUACUACCCGCAGGGACAUGAAAAAGUUAUGGAAGACGUGCCUGCGGCUGCUGCUAAAGAUUUUCCUGUUCAUUGGCUUUCCCAUCGCCAUUAA
Molecule: messenger RNA, 288 nt
Organism: Carica papaya (papaya)
Lineage: Eukaryota; Viridiplantae; Streptophyta; Magnoliopsida; Brassicales; Caricaceae
Product: F-box/RNI superfamily protein
Source: RefSeq, a predicted model, not a curated record